GGGACUAGCGUAGGGGGUCUACUGAAUGAGAGCAGUCACUGGAUUCGUCUGAUACCAACGCAAGCCACCCAGACUACCUACUCCUGUCCAUCAUAUUUGACUUUUGGGGACGUUUAGGGCACAAACAGAACAAGACCACCUCUUUUCCUCCUGCUGUCCCCUUCCCCUUUCCUUCCUCGCGGAUUCUUCAGUGAGAGAAAUCCUGCAGAAAUGGCUCAGAUACUGCCGAUACGAUUUCAGGAACAUCUGCAGGUAAGCAGACACUGAAAAAAAGCUCUAAAAUGAAAUUCACCUUCUUUGUUUUUGUGUGGGUCCUUUCUCACGGAGACCCGCACGCGCUCGGCACAUGUCGCAUUUAAAGGGAAUGUGAAAUAGGGCUGCAGGGUGGUGCUCAAUAUAGCCACAGGCCUAGUUUUCUCCUGCCGGGCAGAUGAUGACUUGUAAAAAUUGACCAGUCAGAUCGUAUACAGCAGCUCCAAUGCGGACCGGUGUGUUUGUGUAUCUGUGUGGACACAUUGCAGCUUUCUCCCCUUCCUGUGUAAAAAACCUCGCUGUCAUUUUCAAUCCACGCUUAUUCCAACUGCGGUGUUUGGACACUUUUAUGUUGCAGGCGACUGAGCUCAGCUGUUGGUGCUUACAUUGUAACCGAGACCUGACUGGCACUUGCACUCAGGCUUUUGUGGCUACCAUGUUGUUGUCAUGUCCUGCAGCAGCAUAUUCCCACUAUGUAACCUUCACCAGCAACACUGCCCAGUAGCCUGUGUGCAAGAGUCCAGACCCUGAGAAGAGGUGGGCAAUAACCAUUAUAAUAAUAUGAUAAUGUAAUAAUCAUUUAAUGCUGUUUAAGGCAGAUUUUUAAAGGCCGGAACAGGCUCAGUGGGAGAGCCGCAACACUCAUAAGCUCAUAUGAAGUUGAGUUUUGUGUUGCAGCAGCAGUAUUUUAUUGAUCUGAUGUGUCUCUGUGCUCUGCUUGUGCUGUUCUCAUACCACAGGAGCAUCUGUGCAGUUUCAAAACCAUCAACAUGACAGGGUAGCAAAGGCUGCGUAGUCUCUUUUAGCCAGCCCCUUAAGGUGGAAAAAACAACACAAAAUGCCCUUUUUAUAAUCUGUGGAAAAAAGGAAAACGAGCAGCCACUUAUUUGGGCGUCGGUGGAGGAACUGCUGCCUACUAUGACCCCCCUUUUCCCCUCUGCUUUGGACUUUGAUAAUGGUUGUCCCGUUGCAGCCCCAGUUCUGGGUGUCUUGCAGCCAAAAGAGAAACUUCUGUGACGCACCCCUUCACUACCCCUCCUCUGUGGCUUGUUGUUAUGGUAACAGCAGGCAGUGAAAUGGCCUUUCACUAAAGCACAGGGCCCCCACCCCCUCUCUUCCUCUGGCCAGUAGCCCCACUUUCGUCAGCCAAAGAUCCUUUAUUCACUAAAAACUCUGCUAGCCAAGGGAGCUUGCAGCCCAGCAGGCUCCUCUCCUCUUGAUAGGACUGGUGCAUGGUUGUCUAAUGAUGGAGGGCAGUCAGUACCUGGCAACGCCUGGGUAAUAGGUUCAAAUAGCUCUCAGCAGUGCAUACCUUUCUCUUAUACAUCUUCUAAGGAAAUCUCGGCCUUGAGACAGUGAUAAGCAACAGACGGCUUUACGUUCCACCUCUACCGUGAAAUCCCAGCUCUGCCCCUCUCAUAUCCCUCUGUGAAUCUAGGUGGCUCCAGCAGAGUGAAAAAUGCUUGGAAUUUGCAAACCCAGGACUUUGGGCCUCAAGUUGUUUAGCUUUUUUUUUUCCUUCUUGGCCUGGUAUUUACAGCUCAGUGUCUGCAGUCUGUGCUGGGGGUUCAGGAGUGAAACUUGGACCUGGAUUUAUGAUGAGAUACUGGCCUGUUGACCUCACGGUUGCAGGAAAUAAAGAGAAAAACCAAUUCUGCAAACAUCACAGUUAUUCAGCUUGAAGAAGAGAAACCAUAGAGAUGCCUGAGACAGUAUUGAAAAUCCUGAUCCCAGUUUGUCCCUUUGUUCUACAUACAUGUACCCCUUUGAUACAAGUGAAUGACCAAGACCAGAAUGUAGGUUAUGUCUGUGAGCCUGUAUUGAUGUGAUGUAUGACCUGAACCAGUACCCUGAAAAAACCUGACCACAAACAUGGUAAGUCCAUGUUAGCUUCAGCUCGGAUGGUAUCAUGAGUGCUGGAGAAAUUAAGUUUUUUAUUGUAUAUAGAAAUGUUUUAUUUCUCCUUUAUGUCAGUCAUAUCUUAUGUUACUGCUUUGUGGACUACUUUUUUGAAGGAGAGGAUAUGUGUGCGUGGCCGUGUCAUAGAUUGUGAAGCUAAAUGUGGGCUGCAUCACAGGAGUUAAGUUGUGUGGUUCACGUAGUUUGCGGGAUGAAGGAAGACAAGGACAGAGACUGCUGUGCUGAAUAAUGAAAGUGCUAAAGUGAGAGUCAUUUGCAGCUCGUGUGGCUCUGCUGCAGGCUGUCAGUGCAGCAGCCUACGUAUUGUAGCAGCUUGUGUAAGUGCAAAAAUGUCCUGCAGCUCAAAGCGCCUGGUCAUUGUCCCACUGAGCUGAGUUAGGAGAGUUGAACCUGCGGCUCUGCGGCUGUUUACAGCAUCCUGAUGUGCUGCCGUAUCUGUACUGAUGAAAUGAUGCCCAACCAUUGGAAGUGAUGGACAGAAGAGGGAAGCAGGUCCUAUUUAAGUCCUGCAAAUCACAUCAGGAGCAGGAAGCAGGCGGAGAGAAGCGUGUAACUUGGUCUAACAGCACACAUCUGUGACCGCAGCAGUGGCUGGUAGCGAUGAGGAUGAGCGUCUGUGUUCGGUCACCAAAACUUCAUCAUGAAUGCACUGAAAGAGCGCUCAUUCACACAUACAAUACGCACAUUGUGUCCCUCUGCCAUGUUCAGUGACUCACAAACUAAUAACCGUUACAAAAUUUAGGACAACUGACUCGAGGCUGAAACUACCAGUUAGAUUGAUCAACAAAAUCCAUUUUUACAUCAUUAUCUAGUUUAAUUAAAGUUUCCCUUUUUAUUAGGAAUCUAUAACUCAUCAUAUCAUGAUCUAAAAAUGAUCCUGUAGUUUUGUAGAGCCCAGGGCAACUGAAUCAGACUGAUCUUUUUAAGCAUGUAGCUGUGCAAAUAUGGACAUAUUCACUUUACUAUCAUGCAUGAAACAGAUUAUACUGAUUUUUUUAAUACCGUGAACAUCAAACAAUGACACUAUUUCACUUUUUAUUAGUAAACCGGAAGACUAAGUUCACAGUGAGCUGGAAGAUACAGAAACCUUGAGAAGUAGAGAGAAAUCAUUUUGGGUGUAGAGAAAAUCCUUAGUGUGUUUUUCACACCAUGUGACCUUGUUGACAUGAACACUAUCUGAUUUUCAUAUUCACCCUCUUUAUCAUCAUAAUUGUUUUGAUUAUGUCAGAUUUACUCCUGACUUGUGUUUCUUUUUUUGAACUCUGGUGCACACACAUAAAAACAUCUUAUUUCCACAUUUUUACAUGUUCUGAUGAAUAUUUCCUCGGCGGUGUGGAGUAGCGACACUUGCUCGUGUUUUUGCUGCAUUCCCCGGUUUAAAUUGUUUGUGUAAAUCUCCUCAUGAACCUAAAACCCUUCAGCUGCUGAUGCGACGUGUCAGUGUCUCAGCGGAGCAUCCACCCAGUGUAUGACUCACCAUAUACUGUCAGGGCUGUAUCAUCAGGGAAGCUUUUGUUAUUGUUGUAUUAAUGCUCAUUCUGUGAUUGUUCCUCUCAGCUGUGAGGGGAGAAGACUUCUAGCAGUCUGCCAUGGGCCUGAAGAUGUACGACUUGAGGUUGUAGUUGAGGUGUGAUUUUAGUCUGGAAUGUUCCACUGAGGAGCGUGGGGUGGUUUUUCUUCCGGUGAGUCAGUUGCCCCACCCAGAACCGUAAAUUGCCAAAGGCCUGUGUUCCUGGAACUGCACAGCACAGACCCAGCUCCUCAUCUUCCUCUCUAAUAAACGGUGCAUUUAUCACUCUGGCCUCUUCUUCACACUGGUUGUCUCCUCUUACACCCCCCCUUCCUCUGGCUUUCAGGAGGAUGCUGGUCUAUGUCUUCCACUCUUCCUUUCACUCCUUUACUUAUCUCCUUUCCUUGUUAUCUUUAUUGUGCUGUCCCUCCCCUCUUCUUCCAGAGACAGUCGGGCAGUCUUGAGGAGAUGCAGCAUAUGGCUUCAAUCUCCCCUCAGGUCAUGUUAGGCCUUUUCACGACGCCUACAGCUUUCACGUUCAUAUAUCUCCCUAAAGACCUGUUGUACGUUAUUAUAAGAGCAUGAAGCAGACAUGGUGGUAUGACUGUGCACUCUGAAAGCAUGGAAAAUGUUUGGCAAGCAUAUGUCAUACAACUGAAAUUUUGCAGGGCUGUAACUGGCUGUAGUUUUGACUGUUGUUUACAGUUUUACUUUGUAAAUUAAAGACCACUGCUUAAAAAUGUGAUGUUCAGCUUAAAUACAAUCAAGACAAAUAUGAACUUCUUUCAAUUUCUUCUUUCAAUAUAAAGUUUUAGUUCCAGCUUUAACUCAGUGUUUAAAACUACAGAACACGUCUGGAUAAUCUGUAAAGGAUGACAAAAACACAAAAAGUGUAAAACUGAGGCUGAGGCUCAGUAUAAUGUUGAUAUCAUAUUGUGUUUUUUUUAUUAUAUUUAAUUUUGGUUUUGCUUUUUUGGCAUCUCAUCCUGCACUGCCAUGUUUCUACAGCAGCUCAGAGCAGACAAACUAGUGAGGGCGACUGCAGAAGAAUAUAAAGAGCGUGUUCAUUAUUACUUGCAAAAUUUUUUUUAUUAAUUUAUGUUUUUGAUGAUAAAAACAAGACAAAUAGAUAUCAUACUUAUACUUAUCAUGCAUUAUAAGAGCUUUUUGUCCUUGUGGGCCACCGUCAUUUCCUGAAGUUCACAACAAUAGAAGAGGUGAGCAAGGGAGCAUUUCAUCUCAAUUAUGACCCUGGAUAUAGCUAAAUAUAACAACUUCUACCCUUUUUAUCUUUAAAAAUUAUGAUAUUAAAGCUUCUUUUUUUGCUAUUGAACUUCGGUUGAGUUUCAGGCAGAGCUUUUAUGGGUCAUAAAACCGGAACAAUGAGCUAAAAGAGGAUAAAAAGCUCCAUAAAUCUCAGAGGAACAGCUGCUUUGACAUGAAGUUUAUUUCUUUAAGGCAAUUUUUAAAAAAUGGACAUCACAGUGAAUCUUUAAAUUUAAUUCCACCGUAAAUGAAAAUGUUGAUCCCACGUUCUUGGAUAUAAUCAGUCAUCGUCCUUCAUUUGCUUAAAAACAGCCCCUCUCAUUGGACCCUUCCCUCGCUUCAACCCCAACUGAUGUGACAUCCUUCCUGUUUUGUAGACGACAUGAUUUAAAUGUCUCAGCGGUGGGGAUUUGUUGUCCUGCUCUCCCAGCCAACAGCUAGAUAGUGCAGUCCUUGUGAUGAGCGUAAGGAUUCCUUUCCGCUUGCUUCAGACUGCAUAAUGCAGUCAGUUCAGUCAUCAGGGGGAGAGUGCGUGUUCUGCCCUGUCCUCUCACUUCACAGUCACUUUGACAAUGUGCACAAUCAUUCCUCUGUUCAGCAGCCGCUAACCUUGCUGUAGUCUUUCAUGUUUGUUAGUUCUGCUUAGAUUUCACACAGCAGAAAUUGACAUCAGCCGGAUCUUUGGGUUGUUAUUAUGUCCUGAAUCGUCUCCUCGUUAGGAAAGUAAACAUGCUGAAUAAUGGAUUAAAAUUAGCUGCUGGUGCUUUUUUUGAGAUUCAGAUUUAUUCCUCAUGUGUAGAAGUUGGUCUCCGUCAGGUCUUUUAUUUGUUUUUCACCACCUGAUGGAGGCUGAAAAAUCCAUACUAAUUAAACAUCCUAUCAGCUAGAAAGCUAACAUCCAUGCUAAAUGUGCUGCUUGUUCAGGUUUAAUCACAGAUGCUGCUUGAAUGAAAUAAAAGUUCUGAUCUUCUAAGUAACGUUGAAAUUAAAUAAGACAUUAGUGACAAUAAAAGUUAAAAACAGACAAACUCCACUUAACUGUUGAGUGUAAGGUGAAAACUAAAGCUCUCUAGAGUUCACACCUUCUGCUCUUUGACCUUCUGUUUGGAAAGAAACCUUCAAGAAAAUCCUGGAAAACUGGAGCAGACCUGCUGCUAUUGAAAUUGAAACACAUUUUUGGUCCUCUUCUUGCUGUUUUCUCUCUGGGCAAAGUGUCAGCAGCUGCCAUGAACACUUUCCCCAUGUCUUAUUUACUGUCGUCAGAGGUAUAACCUCUUUUAAUAGUCUUUUAAAAAAGAAUAUUCCACCUUAAGGGUAGUUUGACUUGAAGCUGCAACGUAGGAAACUCUCAGUACUUUAAACAUCAGUAUUUAAUUUAGCAUGUUUUAGCAUGUAAACCUCUUCAGCAGUGAAUCAAGAGCUCAUUACUUUUUCCUUUAUCUUAACUUUUUAACAAAUACAAAACAUGAGUGAGAAUGUAUGGAGCCCCUGAAGGGACAUGGAUAAAAAAUAAAAAUUUUUGCGGGAUCUUGCAAAAUGUAUUGCGAGCUCUUGUUAUAGUCUUGUAAGAUCUCACAAAACUGUUGCGAGAUCUCGCAAAUGUUGUCUAAGGAGUUAUUGGUCAGUGUAUUACUUCCAUGUCAAUUCAACAAAAAUAUUGAAACGUACACAGCUGUGGGAAAGGUUCAGUGAAUUUUAUUUUAAACUUAUUUUUUGCCCACCUUGUCCUUUUAACAUGCACAUGUCUUCAGGACAUCCUUUCACCGUAAGAAUUCUUUCAAAUUGCCCUCCAUGACUCGUGUUUUAUAAGAAAACAGUGCCUGCGUUGCAGAACUGAUUUAAUAUCUUUUUAUCUGAGGCCAAUCUCAAAAAACAUUCAAUGAACCUCUCCCAUGGAUGUGUGCGUUCCAUCGUUUGGGUUGACUCGACACCGAAGAAGUACACUGAUCUAUAAUCUUUUUACUUAUAACCCUUUGACAACUUUGUGAGGGCUCGCAAUAGUUUUGCCAAAGCACGCAAAAGAUCUUGAGAAAAUCUUUUUUUAUUUUUUUUCUCCUUCAUGUCCCUUUAGGGGCUCCGUAAAAAUCAGCUGUGGAAGUGGUCGGUUAUUUUCAGGGAGCAGUUGCUAGGCAACCAAAAGAUACACCUUGAAAUUAUCCUGUUUAAAAAAGCAAAGUAUUUUUCCCUAGUUAAACAAUGAAAUAUAACAUGUUUAAGUGAGCUUCAAUAGUGCUGGUAGAUAAAUGUUCUCACUCUCAUGACUUGCGUUUGUUUUCCAGCUGCAGAACAUGGGUGUGAACCCAGCCAACAUCGGGUUCAGCUAUCUGACCAUGGAGUCGGACAAGUUCAUCUGCAUCAGAGAGAAGGUGGGCGAGCAGAACCAGGUAGUGAUCGUGGACAUGUCCGACCCCACCAACCCGAUCAGGAGGCCGAUCUCAGCUGACAGCGCCAUCAUGAACCCCGCCAGCAAGGUCAUCGCCCUGAAAGGUACAGAUAUUUAUAUGAGCCACACAGCAACACUUUCAGGCAGCCACAGUAUAACACUAUCUGCUAACUGAGGAAUACUGUGUGACUGUGAGAAAAAAAGCCGUUUGCUGCUAUUAUUAGUGGCUUUAUACCAAAUGCUGAGGUUAUUAUUGUUGGUUUAAUUCCCAGAACGAACUCUGCAUGGCACAAACUGUUUAUUUGUCCUUAGUUUGAACAGAUUUAGCCAUCUCUAAAUUUGCUGUGGGAAUGCCACAGUCUUGCGAUGACUAAUGCUCGAGUCAAUGCUGUAAAUAUGCAGAGUGCACUCAGCCCUAUUGCCUGAAUGUACUUAAUUGGUUGUGCAGAUUGAUUUUAUGCCACUGAAUCUAGCCCUUAGAGCACAAACACAAGCACUGAUCAGGAUGAUUUGCUUAUAAUGCUUCUCUCCUACCUCCUCUCUCCUUCUUCCUCCCCUCCUGAGGAUUCAAUGCCCCUGUUUACCCCCUUCCUGUGGUCUAUCUUUGUCUCCUCAGUCUUACCUGAUUGACACUUUGCUUUUUCUCCCUUUUUUGCUUUCUGCCUUUUCUCAGACGGUGAGUUGCUUUCUGUAUGUCUACCUGUCUGGGGGAUCUGUUGUGAUGACACAGUAGCCAUGUCUCUCUCAUAAAAGCUUCCCACAUUGCCAUCUCAAGUAUGCAGCGCUGUUUUGACCACUGAUCAAUCUAAAGAUGGACAACUUUUAUGAAAUGACUUCUACUGACACGAUAUAUCCACACACACUCCUACUCCUCUAACCUGCUGGCACAUAACCUACUUUUAUGGGAACUAUACAUGUGUUAGCAUGACUUGUUGUGUGGUAUGUAACAUCAGAUAUCUCCCUCUGAAAAGAGCGUGUGCAGACAGCCGUAUCACAUCUUUUGCUGCAUAUAAAGGACACCAUUAUGACUAGUUUUUCUGGUGGUAGUUUCUCACAGCAGCUCCUAAAUUCACCUGCGCCGUUCAUUUCUUUCUGUGUUGCUUCAUUGGUUCAUGGAGGUUGUUGCAGGUCAGAUGCAGGACUGUUUAUAAUACUUUGAAGCGUCUCUGCAAAACAAACUUCAAGUUUUUAGCUACAGUCUGCUCUCUUUCCAGAGGUCAGCUGCACACAGGAAGUGUCAGCAGGUUAUUGUGUACCGAGUGAGGUUUCCCGUGUCCUCUGCUGGUAUGCAGGUUUUUAUUUGCUCAGGUUUUGAGGUAUUUGUGCCUGAGAUAUUCACCGGUUUCCUACUGAAGUAUUUUCGUGACAAGAAAAGCACUCUUUGAAUUUGAAUUUUUAAUGCAUCCGUCUUUUUUUUGUUGUUGCUAUGAAUCAUCAUGUUGCCACAGUUUUCUCCACAUGCAUUCAUUCUCACAGUGUAAAUAAAAAGUAGUCCUGUUUGAUUGAAGUGGAGCUCUGCUCAUGUCGGUCUGCGGGUUCCUCCAGCAGCUGUCAGUUUCCUCUCUCAAACACACUUGUCGAGAGCUGCAAGCUUUAGAGAGAAAACACCUUUCACUUACUGCUCAAAGCCAUGAGCUGGCGGCAGGAAUCUCAGAGACAGAUAUCUUCAACCUGAGAAAAUAAAAACCAAACCUGUGUGUGCAUCACUGUCACGGUAGACACAGCAUAAAUAAAGGUGGGUUUUCAGUUGUGAGUUCAAAGAAAACAGAUCAAAUUUAAAGAGGUUAGUUACACAUUUAGGUUUCUUUAAAUACAUUUGGUGAAUAUUCCCCUGUUUUGUGCAGCCGUUUGUUGCCAAGAUUUAUGAGCAGCCUUUGGGAGAGUAUCAAGUCAAAACAUCGCCAACAUCCGUGUAUUCAUUCAUGGUUUAAAUGUUGUUUUUGUUUGUGUUUUAAGUCAUUAUUUAUUCUUAUUUUCAGAAGAUUGAGACAAAAUAAGGUACUGUUUUCAUAUAACUGAAAAUCCUCUGGGAAUUAUUUAUCAGAGCUUACGAUAAACUGUAGGACAGACUUCAUAUUGUUGUAGAGGGACCAUACAGGUGAUAUUUAAGCAUUAUAUAUUAACUGGAACUGCAUUAGUACACCACAGUUUUACAUUUGAUGUUUUAGUUCAACUAUCUAGCUCUACUCUAAGUUUAUUGAAAGCUGUCUCUAUAACUACUGUGCUCAGUUAUCAAGUCCUCACUCUUCCUCUCUCUUCCUCUCCCCUCAGCCGCAAAGACGCUGCAGAUCUUCAACAUUGAGAUGAAGAGUAAGAUGAAGGCUCACACCAUGACAGAAGAGGUCAUGUUCUGGAAGUGGAUAUCGGUAAACACUGUCGCCUUGGUGACAGACACCGCCGUCUACCACUGGAGCAUGGAGGGAGACUCCCAGCCAACCAAAGUAUUCGACCGGCACGCCAGUCUGGCCGGAUGUCAGAUCAUCAACUACAGAACUGACGAACAACAGAAGUGGCUGCUGCUGAUCGGGAUCUCUGCACAGGUGUGGAAAGACAGGAGGUUGUUUACUUAGGAUGUAACUUCAAGGAGAGCUUUAUCUGAGAUUUUCUACCUCAAAAAAGUGGUAGAAAAAGUGGUAUCAAGCUGCUGUUUUGUGCCAGUUGAUGAUUUUAUUUGCUGAAAGAGGUUGCUGUUCAGGUGUUGCUUUUGGUUGCAUAGAAAGCCAAAAACAACACCUGAAAACGCAGGUGUGAUUUGCACUGAUUUUUUUUUCUAAUUUGUUUGAAUCGAGUCUCUAAAAGCAGCUUGUUUCCUGCACAGGAAGUCCCUCCAAUCCAAAUAUUUUGUGUAUAAUAUUUCAGUCAAGUGAAAUGAUUCAUGUUGUUUUUUUCUGAAAGAGAUAGUCCAAGAUUUGAACAUUAUUCUUAUUUACUUUAUCAAAAGAGAUCUUAGGGCUUUAGAAACUAGAAACCAGUUUCCUAUCAUCAUGGUAGAUAAGAAGCUGUGUCUGCAAAGGAGAUAUUUGACUUCUUUGCUGUUAAGAAUGGGAAUGGAGGUAAAUCAAACACAACCCCAAGUUAGCCAAGCCACCUUCAAAACAAAAGGUAUAAAAUGGAUUUAAGAGUGUACCCACGUAUGACUAGAUCAAUGAAUUUGUAUCAUGUAAACUUGUGAUUUUGUUGUAAAAACUGGCAUUUUAGCACAGAUCAUAAUGAGGUCUCCUUAAGGUUUUAGAGGGAGCAGUUUUUGCACCAAAGACUAUGGAGGGGCUCAGACUGCCAGGUCAUUGGUGCCCCUAGAAGACAAAUUUGAAGACAGAGUUUGUUCAAAGUAAAAGUCAGUUACUUAAAUGCCACUAUAUAACAUACUUAAUUUCUAAGAGCAAAAUAAUCUACUUUUCACUAUAUUAAAUUGUCAUAGCAGAUCAGAUUUAGUAGCAAGUUACGUUUUCCAAAAAGGUUUCUUACGAUUAUGAUAAUCUCCAGAGCUCCACCAAAAAGUCUAAAAAUGACUUUAACAAACUACAUUCAAAGCUUCCCAAAUAUGUUUGUUAUUGAUACAAACAAGAAAAGGAUAAUAAAAACCUUUUUUUCCCUCCACUAUUUCACUAUAAAAUAGACAAGUGCAGACAUUCAUCAAACUUCUUUACUUUCAAUUCACAGUUAUAUAUUUAGAUGGUGAACACUUGCAAAAACUUCAGUUUUUAACACAUUAGUUUAUCUUUUUAUAACAAAGGAUAUUGUUAUUUGUUAAAAUGGUAAUGAGAAUAAAUUGCAGAGUCUAGCAGCUUCUUAUCAAGCUGUUUCACUUUAAACAGCAAGCGAUAUGCUUUUCCUCAAAAUUCAGAGUAAUAAUAAUAUAAACCGAUAUAAACACUCUCAUACAAAAUGUAACAAUCAUACAAUACAAGUGAAUAUGAAUAUUUAAAAACCUGAGUGUUAAGAUCACAAAACUAUGAGGACACCAAAUGAUCAUCUUUCAGCUCUCUGUGAUCUGUGAGCCUUUGAUUAGUAUGUCAGUGCAAAGAUUAAAAUGGAUCAUAAUUUUGUGUUUUCAUCUUUUUGUCCUGCAGCAAAACCGUGUCGUUGGGGCGAUGCAGCUUUACUCUGUGGACAGGAAAGUGUCUCAGCCCAUCGAAGGCCACGCUGCUGCCUUUGGGGAGUUCAAAGUGGAGGGAAAUGCCAAACCUUCCACUCUCUUCUGCUUUGCUGUGCGCUCCCAGGCAGGGGGAAAGGUGAGCGGAUAUACAAAGGGGUAUCACUCUUGAUGUUUGGGCGGUGUCUUACUUUCUCAAAGAAGGUUAUGUUUAGGAGAAGUUCAGUGAAGAAAGUAACUCUGCUUCAUGCUUUACUGAUGUGAAGAAAGUCCGAGUUCAUUAAAGUGCCUGAGUGAUUUUAUGUCUCACAUUUGUUUACUUUGGUUCUCUUCCCAUCGUGGUCAUGUGGGCUUUCUCCUCCCAGUUGCACAUCAUUGAAGUUGGCCAGCCAGCUGCAGGAAACCAGCCGUUUGCAAAGAAAGCAGUGGAUGUGUUCUUCCCCCCUGAGGCGCAGACAGACUUUCCUGUUGCUAUGCAGGUGAGGAAGGACGUCUGAUGCUCAUUUAUGAGUUUUGGUUAAAAACGACUGACUUCUGAGGGUUUACAUUCUCUCUCUGAUCCUCUCUUCAGAUUGGUAAUAAGCAUGGUGUAAUAUAUCUGAUCACAAAGUACGGCUACAUUCACCUGUACGAUCUGGAGUCUGGAGUGUGCAUCUACAUGAACCGAAUCAGUGCAGAGACCAUCUUUGUCACGGCUCCUCAUGAAGCCACUUCAGGAAUUAUCGGGGUAAACAAGAAGGGGCAGGUGAGAAGCGACAGUGAGCCAAUCUUCUCAAAACUCAUAACUGGUCUGCUUAAGAUGAUUGUUUAAGGUUUCGGCUUUAUCUCACUCAUCUACAGAAGAGUUUUAACUCGUCAUUUUGUUCCGUCUAGGUCUUGUCGGUGUGUGUUGAAGAGGAAAACAUUGUCAACUACGCCACCAAUGUCCUGCAGAACCCUGAUUUAGCCUUGAGGAUGGCUGUGAGGUCUAACCUGGCUGGGGCGGAGGAGAUUUUUGCCAGAAAGUUCAACACACUGUUUUCCCAGGGAAGUUAUUCAGAGGCUGCAAAGGUUGCUGCAUCAGCACCCAAGGUACGUCUGUAUUUACUGAGUGUAUGCACACCCUAACACAUGCCCUGACUGUGUGGAGUAUGCCUCUACUUAUAAUACAUGAUUGAGAAUGAGUGAUAAAAAGUACAUUUUCCAAAAGUUCUAGGUUUUCAUUUAAUAAUUCUAACAGGAUUUGUAUUUAUGGUUAUGAUUAAGAUGAUGAAAAAUGAUUUAAAAGGAUCUAGUUGGAUCCUUUUUUCCCCCUGCAUACUGAUUAUUCCUCAAUUCUUCUCUGUUUUCCUCCCUUCAGGGUAUCCUGCGGACGGCAGAGACCAUCCGUAAGUUUCAGAGUGUCCCAGCUCAGCCAGGUCAGGCCUCUCCUCUGUUGCAGUAUUUUGGUAUCCUGCUGGACCAGGGCCAGCUCAACAAGUUUGAGUCUCUGGAGCUGUGCAGGCCGGUCCUACAGCAGGGCCGCAAACAGCUUCUGGAGAAAUGGUUAAAGGAGGACAAGGUAGGACCAGAUGGCUCAAGAUAAGAGCGAGAUACACUUGAUACUUGAAGUUUGAAACGUAAAAAUGAUGCUUGUUGUUAUUCUGUAUUUUUAUCUCCUAAAUGAUCUAAAAACCUCUGUCUGUGUUUGUGUGAAUCUGUUAAAGCUGGAGUGCUCAGAAGAGCUGGGUGACCUGGUGAAGUCUUCUGACCCGACCCUUGCCCUGAGUGUGUACCUCAGAGCUAACGUCCCCAACAAAGUCAUCCAGUGCUUCGCAGAGACAGGACAGUUUCAGAAGAUAGUUCUAUAUGCGAAAAAGGUAAUCACACUUUUCUGUUCCCUUAUUCAACAAUUCACUGCCACGCUAGAUAUUGUUAUACUCGCUCUAUCAAAUUGUUUUCCUCCAUUCUCUUAAAAACCCGCAGCUCAAUAACUCUUGAAGGAAAGUUUGUUGAAGUACCGAAAACGUUUAAGGCUACAGGAACAAUAACAAGUGUCCCCAAGGAGGACUGUGAAUCAUUAAAUCUGCCUCAGACUGCAUCAACAGACAAACAUUUCUGGACUUCAUAUAAGAAAAUAUGAUUCACAAUUUUUCUAGGCUUUGUGGAAAUUUAAAGGACUUGAGUUUGUUUGGCACAGGAGGUAACUCCAGAUGCCAUUAAAAUCCGUUACAGCUCAAGUGAAAACUGGAUUUUUGUUUGACUGGUCUUUCUCAGGUGGGCUACACUCCAGACUGGGUGUUUUUGCUCAGAAAUGUAAUGAGGGUCAAUCCAGACCAGGGACUCCAGUUUGCCCAGAUGCUGGUCCAGGAUGAGGAGCCGCUGGCCAACAUCAACCAGGUAAACACACCAACACUAGCGCCCCACCCUCUAGAGACCCACUAUGUUACUUUAGCACAUGACCUCCUUGUAAAAAAAAACAUCAGACAUGCACGCAAACACACAACUACCCGGUGCAGGAGCUUCCAUCUGUGUUAUUCCAGAUGUGCCAACAAUGCCAGGAAUUCACCCAGUCAGUGACCCCCUCCUCCUUUUAGAGCCACAUCAUCACUCUCCCUUUAGGUCAAAGCCUACUCAUAUUAUGUGGAAAAUGAAAAGCAGACACAUCUGCAUACCGGGGCCGGUUAUAGUGCGUGACUCUAAUCCCACUUUGCAUGCUAACCCAGAUUAUUGUGCACAUAUGGAAGAAAUUCAGAGAUUCAAAAUAAUUUCUUCUUAUUGUUCCUUCUCUUUUGUAGAUUGUGGAUGUUUUCAUGGAGGGCAGCCUGAUCCAACAGUGCACAUCCUUCCUAUUAGAUGCUCUUAAGAACAACCGUCCAGCUGAAGGACACCUACAGACACGUCUGCUCGAGAUGAACCUCAUCCAUGCCCCUCAGGUGAGCUUUCACACUAUCCUUACUCUCCUGUUACCAGACUGCGUCUUCGGAUUUGUUGAUUUUUCUCUUGUGUGUUUAUAUGUGUGUGUGAACUUUUUAGGUAGCAGAUGCCAUCCUGGGGAACCAGAUGUUCACACACUAUGAUCGCGCACACGUUGCUCAGCUGUGUGAGAAAGCGGGACUGCUGCAGAGAGCUCUUGAACACUACACUGACCUUUACGAUAUCAAACGAGCCGUAGUGCACACACAUCUGCUCAAUCCAGAGGUACGUCAUUGAAUUAUUGGUCAUUCCUGUAAGUGCUGCCUCAUGGGAGCAACCACCUUCCGCUCUUUGUUCCUUUAACCGUACCUCUUCUUCCUUUUCUUGCCCUGCUUAUUCUGUCCUUCCUCUGUAAUUCCUCUCUUCUUAGUGGUUGGUGAACUUCUUUGGCUCUUUAUCAGUCGAAGAUUCAUUGGAGUGUCUAAGAGCCAUGUUGUCAGCCAACAUCAGGCAGAACCUGCAGCUGUGCGUCCAGGUAGCGUCAAAGUAUCAUGAGCAGCUGGGGACUCAGUCGUUAGUGGAGCUUUUUGAGUCCUUCAAGAGUUAUGAAGGUAGAUGUCACACAACAAAGACUCAAAGAGAGUGUGUUCAAUGAGAUGUGAUCUCAGUUUUCUGGAGCCUUUAAGAGAUUGUAGAUGGAGCUGAACUUUGUGUUGUUUCUGUCCUGCCUUCUCUAUCCAAGGUUUGUUCUACUUCCUUGGGUCGAUCGUGAAUUUCAGCCAAGAGCCAGAUGUCCACUUUAAGUACAUCCAGGCGGCCUGUAAAACAGGUCAAAUCAAAGAGGUGGAGAGGAUCUGUAGAGAAAGCAACUGUUACGACCCAGAGAGAGUUAAAAACUUCCUCAAGGUAAAAAACAAGAAAAUCCAACAUGGAGAAGUGUUUACUCAGCAACAAUUAGUGUCAUACUUUAUCAUCUAAUAUAUACAGUUAAAUGAGAAGUGAAUCUUGUGCUUUUCUUUGUAGGAGGCUAAACUAACAGACCAGCUUCCUCUCAUCAUCGUGUGUGACCGCUUUGACUUCGUCCAUGACCUGGUGCUCUACCUCUACCGCAACAAUUUGCAGAAAUACAUAGAAAUCUAUGUACAAAAAGUAAGAUUUAGAUUUUUUCUGGGGUGUCUGUCCAUCACUUUAAUCAAAGUCACUUUUGAUUUGAGCCGAGUGUUGACAUAUUUACCGGUUCUCUGUUGAACAGGUGAAUCCCAGUCGUCUACCUGUGGUGAUUGGAGGUCUGUUAGAUGUAGACUGCUCUGAGGACGUCAUCAAGAACCUCAUCAUGGUGGUCCGAGGGCAGUUUUCUACUGAUGAGCUGGUGGAGGAGGUAGAGAAGAGAAACAGGUGAGACAGAAUGAUGACUGGCUCUUUUCAUCCUCUCUGGCUUUCCUGAAUGUUUGAUGGGAUGAAACGUCUGUUUCUCUCUCCUGCAUCAAACUGAUUUUGUGUCUCUGUGUGGUUGCUGCCGAACCUCUUUGAACGUUUUUACUGCAGAACUUUUUGUUGUUUGCUUUGAGCUACUUUAUAAUGAAUAGUGACUUGGAAGUAUUCCCCUCUUUCUGUACAGACAUAAAUCUUGAGAGGAUCUGUAAAAAUAAAUAAUAAUAAUAAAAAAAGUUACUUUGAAAUGCUUGAAUUGUUUGAACCUUGCUUGCAGGAUUAUAAACAUGAGGAAUAAUUUCUUAUGAUUUUAUAACAUUAACAUCACUUAUAGAUAGAAAGUGACAGAGAUUAAUGUGUAAAUAAAUAAAACCAGGGGAAAUAUUCAAUGUUUCUUUUACACUUCAGUCUCUCAUAAAUUAAAGAGAAACUUUUUUGGUUAACCUGACGUUAAAAUUCCUCAAGUUUACUCCUAGUAUUAUCAAGUAUGUGUGAAGCACAUAUACUUAUGAAUGCUCACAUGCUCUUGUGCUGAGCGCACAACACUGCCAUCUAGUGUUCAGACUGUGCAUUACGCCUCAGAGAAAAUACAAGCGUUUAUAAACUGGGUUGUCUUUCAAAGGUUAAGCUGGCAUUUUAUAGCACUCCUACCCUCUCAGGUUAAAGCUCCUGUUGCCAUGGCUGGAGUCCCGAAUCCACGAGGGAUGCGAAGAGCCAGCCACCCACAAUGCCCUGGCCAAGAUCUACAUCGACAGCAACAACACCCCUGAGCGCUUCCUGAAGGAGAACCCGUUCUACGACAGCGCUGUGGUGGGAAAAUACUGUGAAAAGAGAGACCCCCAUCUGGCCUGUGUGGCUUAUGAGAGAGGACAGUGUGACCUGGAGCUCAUCAAAGUGAGUACACCACAGUAAGAGGCAUUUAGACAAGCAUCUUUCUCAUAUACCGUACAUACAUCUGUAAUAAGUUUAUAUCAUCUCUUCUUAGGUUUGCAAUGAGAACUCGCUGUUCAAGAGUGAGGCUCGAUAUCUGGUACGACGGAAAGAUCCAGAGCUUUGGGCAAAUGUGUUGGAAGAAAGUAACCCCUACAAAAGACAGCUCAUCGACCAGGUCAGGUUCCAUCUAACCUCUGUUUACAUAUUUAAGACAAUAAUCCGUUGGCAGCUUUAAGUAGAAAUCUGAAUGCAACUGAAGGUAACGAUUAAUUUCUACGGCUAUGGCAUGUAUCGCCGUAUAAUAGCUGAUGGGUGGCUCAAUGUUUUUCUCCCUUCGUUGUCUCAUUUCAGGUGGUGCAGACUGCUCUGCCAGAGACUCAGGAUCCAGAGGAGGUGUCGGUCUCAGUCAAAGCCUUCAUGACUGCAGACCUGCCCAAUGAGCUGAUUGAGCUGCUCGAGAAGAUUGUACUUGAUAACUCGGUCUUCAGCGAGCACAGGUACAGCAGAAUUCAGCACUUUGUUUGGGAUUAUGAAAUACGUAAAGAACAAUAUAUAGUCACACGGUGGUUAUGAGCAUCAGAAUCCUGAUAAGAGCUGCAGAAAACCAAUGCAAAGAGGAAGGGUCUUUACCAAUGGCUCAAACAUCUGUGGUCUGUUGAUCUGGGCCCAACUAUUCAGGGGAGGCCAUGACAGAAAAUCCAUUGCAGCCAGUUCUACCAGGAAAAAUGCAACUUAGUAUCUGUGACACCAGACAAUCUAUAAACGAAUGAUUUCAACAAUCCUUAGUGACUAGAUUUUGUGUUUAUUAUUAAAAUCACUCUUGAAACUGGUGUAAACUGAAAGUUUCAGUGAAGUGGAUUUAAUAUGCAUCUUUUCUAAAUUUAUAUUAUAUGGAAAAAUCACCCAUGUGGAUGUUUUUUUUCUUAAAAGCCACGUAAGAAGUGCUUUUGUGGACGAGCUCUUUUGUUCACCCAAUGACCUUUUGAAAGUACAAAGUGGCACCAAAGAGAGAAGAAGAAACAACAGGAUGAGGGAGACACUAAAACUGAUAAAAUCAUAUUUAAGAGGCAGCAUGGAGCAGGAGAGACCUGGCGGACUGGCAAUAACUGUCAAAAGAGAACAGCCGAGCCAGAACUAUGAGCCUAAAAAGACUGUCCCAGACUGUCCUGGGCGCCAGGCCACCAGAUAAGAUAAUAAAAGAUGAAAACAGGUUUGUCUUUGUCAUGGAGUGAGAUGGAAAUGAAAUUCACUACAACGAAUUGUUGCAUCUCAAAUGUUGGGAGAUGUGUGCCCAGACUGUGUCUCUGAUAAAAUCUGUCUGCCAAGCCCUUAAUGAGAAAAGUUAAAGUCUGGAUGAAAUGGUAUCGGGGCCGUUAACAUGAUUUCAAGUUUGUAUUACUUAUGUUUUUGUUAUGUAUAUGAAGAGCUGUUUGUACAAAGCCAUUUUGGAUGUUUAUAGUUUAUUUAAUAGAAAUCAGGUGGCCAAAACUUUUUUUAAGGAGUGGUUUGAAUACAAAGUAUUUUUAAAAGCAAAUACUUAAGUAUUGUGGCUCAAGUAAGGAUUUAGCUGUCACUAGAGUAAUGUGACCAAGUGGAUUUACCUUGGCUAAAAAAUAAUGAAGUGUUCUUUGUAAACUGCAACUUAUUACAUAGCAAUAAAAAAGGCAUAAUUAAAUGACAAAAAAUUUGAUUUUAAUAAGAUUCAUUAGCCAUAAUAUUGUCACUCGUUUCCAUGGCAACAGAUUUGGUGGUGUCUCCUUGCAGGAUGAAUAUUUUCAUUGAAUGUUGCUACAGAAAAAGUGACCGACUUUUGCGUGGAGUACUUGUUGACAUUUCCUCCUCCAGCUUUUUUCCACUUGAAACUUUUGUUUUUCGCGGACAUUAAAAAAAAAAUAAAGCUAAUGUCACAACGUCAAAACCGUAAGCUUACUUUCUUCGUUGCCGUUAAUGACAGUGAUACGUAACAGUGUUGCCAUUUUCUGGGUGACAGGGUUUCGCUAAACUUUGGGGGCCCAGUAGCUCCUCAGGCAGCUUUAAUGUCUGUAGCUGUUAAAUGCCGCCAUUUCUGACAUUCUUGCCCCCAGUGUUUAUCAAAAUACAACGGGCAUGUUUUGGACUAAGUGGCAACAGGCAGAGUGUUAAAGCACUGGACUCCUUUUGGCAGAGUUAUUUAGAUGUGUGGCGCCUUAGCUAUUGUGAACUAUUAGACACUGUUAUGGGUUUUGGGCCGAACAACAUCAAAUAUUUAACAACACUGGGCAGUUAUUAAGACUGUGUUAUAAUGAGAUGUUAAAAUGUCUGUUUUUUUUUUAAGUAAUCCCUUGGCUCUCUGUGUUUUCUAUAGAAACCUCCAGAACCUGCUCAUUUUGACGGCCAUCAAGGCAGACCGCACACGUGUGAUGGAGUACAUCAACAGAUUAGAUAACUACGACGCUCCUGAUAUCGCUAAUAUCGCCAUCAGCAAUGAGCUCUUUGAAGAAGCUUUCGCCAUAUUCAAAAAGUUUGAUGUCAACACAUCAGCCAUACAGGUAAAAUAAAAAAUGACUGUUGAAGCUGCACAUAUACUCUUCUUUUAGAGAUAAGUUUCAAGAUUUUUACUAGCCUGAAAGACAAGGCAUUUAAAAGUAUUUCAGAAAAAGCAAGUUUAUUUGCUGAGCACCUUUGUCAUACAUAUGUGCGAGUAGCUUUUCCUAAAUUAGUCUUCUUAAUGUUUGAAAUGUAUAAUCAUGUAAGAUAAAAUGUUGUUACCUUUCUUCUUUAGGUAUUGAUUGAGCACAUAGGGAACCUGGACCGUGCUUAUGAGUUUGCAGAGCGCUGCAACGAACCUGCAGUGUGGAGCCAGUUGGCCAGAGCUCAGCUGCAGAGAGACCUGGUGAAGGAGGCCAUCGACUCCUACAUCAAAGCUGUUGACCCCUCAGCGUACAUGGAGGUGGUCAACGCAGCCAGCAAGAACAGUAAAUCUUUUGCUUGUUGUAUAACCACGGAUUUCUGUCUGUUGUGGUUUAUUGAGUUGAUAGCAUUGGUGUUUUUUGUGUUUUGUAGAUAACUGGGAAGACUUAGUGAAAUUCCUUCAGAUGGCUCGAAAGAAAGCAAGAGAGUCGUAUGUAGAGACAGAGCUGAUCUUCGCUUUAGCUAAAACGAAUCGUCUGGCUGAGCUGGAGGAGUUUGUCAGUGGGCCCAACAACGCUCACAUUCAGCAGGUAAGAGUUCGAAACAGUUGAUGCUGCUGCAGACUGUGCAAGUCCACCUACAUGCUGAACCCUGCGUCUCUUUCAUUCCCCCAGGUGGGAGAUAGAUGUUACGAGGAGGGAAUGUAUGAAGCCGCAAAGCUCUUGUACAACAAUGUGUCCAACUUUGCACGCCUGGCAUCAACACUUGUCCACCUGGGAGAGUACCAGGCAGCUGUGGACAGUGCCAGGAAAGCAAACAGCACACGGACAUGGAAGGAGGUAGAUACCACACUAACAAGUUCAGCUGCUUGUCUGAGCCACCUUGUCUUAAAAUUGAACAUCUAUCCUAAUGUUACCUUUCCCUCUUUCCUUGUCAGGUGUGUUUUGCAUGUGUGGAUGGGGAAGAGUUCCGGCUGGCACAAAUCUGUGGCCUUCACAUAGUGAUCCACGCGGACGAGCUGGAGGACCUGAUCAGCUACUAUCAGGAUCGCGGGUACUUUGAGGAGCUGAUCGCUCUGCUGGAGGCUGCUCUAGGCCUGGAGCGUGCUCACAUGGGGAUGUUCACCGAGCUUGCCAUCCUCUACUCGAAAUUCAAACCUCAGAAGAUGAGGGAGCACCUGGAGCUCUUCUGGUCCAGAGUCAACAUCCCAAAGGUAGACAACCCUGUACCCUUUUUUUGUGACUGUGCUUCAAAACUGUUGGUUUUCUGUAAAAUAUCAAAAAGCUCAUCACAUGAGGAGACUGCCUGUGUGAUGUGAACUCCUUAGAUUCAGAUUCACUCCACAGGGAUUUCUGCUUCUUUUCAGCACUAUGAUGAGAAAGUCAUUCUUUGUGUUGUAGAUCCCUCGAGCUGGGUUUUUCCUUGUGUGUUUUAAAGGAAACUGCCAUGUUACAUUUCUAUUAUGAUCUGAUAUUAUUUUUCUUUUAUUGGCUGGUAAAAUUUGUCAUCAUUAAGGUGUUUUUUUCACUGUGAGUAUCUUGAGUCCUUCAUGCCUUGUUGACAGGGUUUUUGGAUACUUGUUGCUCUGAAGUAGUACUUAAGAAAGUGCUCAUACGUCUCUUUGAAAAAGAUAGAUUUGUAUUAAAAUAGAGGGUUUGUCCAACCUCGAUAGACCUCUUGCAUUUCAACAACUCUUUGAAAAUGGAGAAUAGUGUUAGUAUAUAAAAAAAAAAUGUCAAGAUUCGCCCAAAUUUGAGUCCAGAAUGAAAUCAAAUUAAGCUUUAUGAAUCAUUAAUGACGUCUUGAAAACCGCUCAACUUUGGCUUUAUUUUCUGUUUUUUUUUUUUCUGUUUCUAGGUCCUCCGUGCAGCAGAGCAGUCUCAUCUAUGGGCUGAACUGGUUUUCCUUUACGAUAAGUACGAGGAGUACGACAAUGCUGUCCUCACAAUGAUGUCUCACCCAACAGAUGCAUGGAAAGAAGGGCUGUUCAAAGAUAUCAUCGCUAAGGUAAGUAUCUCUAAAUAAACUUCUAUGGUCCUUCUUAACAUCUUUACUUUUUGUCAUCAUUUUGUGUGUCUUUCUUCGUGGUUCCUCAGGUUGCUAAUGUGGAGCUGUACUAUAAAUCCCUUUCCUUUUACCUGGACUUCAAACCUCUGUUACUGAACGACCUGCUGACCAUUCUGUCUCCACGUCUGGACCACAGCCGAGCUGUCACCUAUUUCAGCAAGGUAACCAGAGAUGAGUUUAAGUCUUGAUGACCAACGUUUACAGUCAGAAAUCAGUGCCAAACCCAGGUCACAUGACACUUGUCACUUGUAUUUAUUUCCUUGACCAGGUGGACCAGCUGAAGUUAGUCAAGCCUUACCUGAGGUCUGUCCAGAAUCACAACAACAAGUCGGUUAAUGAAGCUCUCAACAACCUGCUGACAGAAGAGGAAGACUACCAGGUCUGUGUGGCAUUUUACUGCUGAUACAAAGAGGUUAAAACAACACGGAUACUUCAUGGUUUGCACAUUAUUCUCACGGAUUUACUUUUGCAAACUGCCGUGACUAAGAUUUGUGUUUAUGUAUGACAAUCCUAAUUCUUACCUGCUGUAAAAGCCAUGAUUUAUUUCUCACAGCAGCAGUAAGUAUACAGUACACUAAAUUUUGAUAGCCACUAGGGGGCACUGCUGGGAAAAGUAAGAGGACACCAGCUGGAUUAGGUAAUGUUUGUCUCACUUUCUGGUCAAUGAUGACACAAUUUUCCUCUCUAUGUAUUAUCCACAGGGCCUGAGAGCGUCCAUCGAUGCCUAUGAUAACUUUGACACCAUUGGCCUGGCUCAGAGGUUAGAGAAACACGAACUGAUCGAGUUCAGACGUAUCGCUGCUUACCUGUACAAAGGUAACAAUCGCUGGAGACAGAGUGUAGAGCUCUGCAAGAAGGACAAACUGUACAAGGUGAGGAAAAAAAUCCUAUAAUCACCACAUUUUAAAGAGACAAGAAGUCACAUGUACCUCACUUCUCCCAUAGAUGGCACUGUUUGAUUGUUUGUGAAGAAAACUUCCUAUAAUUGCAUGAAGGCCGUCAUGUUUACUUUUAUAAGUUUGUCAAAUACUCUGUACAUCUGUUUUACCCAGGAUGCCAUGCUGUAUGCAGCAGAGUCCAAGGAUGCAGAGCUGGCGGAGACUCUGCUGCAGUGGUUCCUGGAGGAGGGCAGGAAGGAGUGCUUCGCUGCCUGUUUGUUUGCCUCCUAUGACCUGCUGCACCCUGAUGUGGUGCUGGAGCUGGCCUGGAGGCACAACAUCAUGGACUUUGCCAUGCCGUACUUCAUCCAGGUCAUGAGGGAGUAUCUCUCAAAGGUGAGUUCUCAUCAGCAGUAAAGCGCCAUGUAGAGCCUAUAUGCUUACUGUUUUAUUUUCAGCUUUAGGGUUUUAGUAAGUUUCAGUCUGUUCAUUCAGAAGGAUUUUUUAACUCCUGUGUUUUAAAUGCACUAAAAUUGAUUCAUUUUUCUUAGAUGAAUUUCCUGUAGACACUUUUCCUGACAGGUGAAUGGUGGACAAUAGUCUGUGAUAUCUCUGGAGGUACUGUAAAAGCAGGUCAUAAUGAUGUUCUGAGGCAAGAAUGUAGAGAAAUCAGCUUUGUACACUAACGUUAGUAAAGUAUGAACUCCCUCUGGUAAUCCCCAUGUCCUUAAAUAUCGACCUGUAGACAUGUGAGGUCACUCUGGGUCAUGUCUUUGGGUUUUUUCCAGGUUGAUGAGUUUGCUGCGAAGGUGACGGUCUCUGGCCCUCUUUUAUUCCUUCUUUGUGUUCUGUCUGUUUUUUGUUGUAACUUAUCUCUUAGGUUUCUGAUGUAGGAACCUAGCAUGGACUGUAGACUGAGUACGGCCUAACUAGCACUGGUCCUGGAGAGCUGUAGUGUGUCUAUGUGUGUCUAUGUGUGUGCAGGCUUUUGUUCCACUUAUGCAUCAACACAACAUCAUUACAAAGAUGGUAUUAUGGUUUGUCUUCUUUUACAAACAAAUACAAAGUUAAUUAAGUGAAAAUCUUGUAUGUUGGCCAAGUUUUCAACUAUGAGAAACGUGUUUGAGUAAUUUCGGGAAGACUCUGCAAGCUGCUUUGAACAGUUUGAGCAAAAAGUCACACGAGAACUAAGAGAGAUCUAUACAAGAAUUCCUCAAAUCCUGACAUCAUCAGGUGAAUCUCCCUAAAAGGGCGUAAAAAUAAAUGAAGCGCUUAUCGUUUUGUGUUGCGGCAGAAUUUUGUCCCUUUUAACUUUCUCAAAUCAGAUUUAGGGUCCUAAACUUACAGCAGUAUUUAAUAAUUUGAUAUUUCAAAUGAAGAUGCACUGGUUAAAUCAAUGGCAAAAUUUAUAGUGCGGCAACAGUGGAAGAGGGUUCUUGAGUAGUUUAAAAUGCCUUUACGAGACAGUGGCUGAUACGAAGCGUUCCAGACAGAGGCUUUAUUGAGGGUUUCAAAGACAUAAAUCUGAGUUAAGUAUUUUUUUAAGCUUUUAAAUGUACAAAGAGGACAUAAUAAUAAAGCCUGUAAAUGAGCUUAAUACAGCUGCGUUAGCUACAUUGUCAGUGGGAUUAUAGUAAGCUGUUUUGACAUGAUCCUCCUGGGGAAUGUCAUUGUCUCUGUGAUGGGUUGGUUGUUUUGAAGUUUCAAAGUGGAAGCAAACACUAAUACACUGACAGACACAAAAUAGUGAUAGUCUCUCAGUCGUUGGUUUCAAAACAUUGAAACAGUUUCCUCCUUAAUCUGCUGUAACCUCAUUUAUUUUGCAGUGUUUUCUAUUACACCGAUAUAAGUAGAAUUUCUAAAAUAUUUGCAACACUCGAUGCAAAUACAUCCACUCUACAUUAGCGAUGAAAACAAAAGUUGGCUUCUUUGAGUGUUUAUAAUGUCUUGAUGAGCACAAGUUGAACAGAUUUUCUCUGUCAUCCAGCUCCAGGAAGUAUAAUGUUGUCCAAAACAGGAGUCCUACCACUACACAAUAUUGCUGUGUUGAUGGGUGAAGCCAAAGCCUGUGCACAGUCUUGUUCUUCAGGACCAGGAUCAGUCUUUUUUGGUCUAACAGAUACCUCUCACCCUCUAACUCCUCUCUUGUGGGGCUGCAUCUGGUGUUCAGUAGUGUUUCUAAAAUCCCCAACAACCUUGAUUGUGAUGUUUUUGUUCAAUGCUUCAUGAGAAAAAGGGGUUCAUUUUUAGAAGUAGCUCAAGCUCUCUUAAGACCAGCAAUGAAUUCAGGUGUGGAGAGUGAGCUGCUCCAGACUUGUUAGAUGCAUCCCCAUGUUCCUAACUCCAGGUUAACCUGUUUUAUCCUCAAUGUUAACUGUUUUUUAAGUUCAGGGCUACAAAACAAUAACUUCAGGGGUUUUUAGUUCUGCUUUCUGUUAUUCCCAUUAAUCACUGGUCAGACUGGUAGCAAAGAUAUUAAAACGUUUUUAAAUACCAGUCAAGAGGACCAAUAUUUUUUACUUCAACAACAGGUGGCAUGUCCUAUUUUCCCUUUCAUUUAAGGACAUGUUCAUCAUGAAUCACUGACCUGUAGACUUUCCUUUAUUUCAAGUGUCAGAUUAUUUUCCAGUUGGCGCUUUUUAAUCUUUUCAUUUUUUAUUUGAUUAUUUCUAUUACCUUUUUAAAUUUCUGAAUUGACAGAAAUGCAACAUUUUUCUAUUCUUCUUGAUUUGAGUUUAACUACUGUUUAAACUCAGUUACUCAUAAAUCAGAUACAUGCUAACCAGUUCUUUGCACAGCUAAAGUCUGAUUAUGUUUUAUCAUUUGGUCAGUACGGUGCAUAGGCAUUAUGACCAUCUCACUACCACUAAUAUGGCCGGUGAGAAUAAGAUGACCUGUGAGCUUUUAAAAGAACCAAGUUUAGGUCCAGAAGAAUUAAACACACUGAAUAGACAUCCAUAAGGAGGAGCUGCUUACAGCCAUGAAUGUGAUGCAUGAGGUCGCUCUGAUUGUCACUUAAUGAUGAGACUGUUGACUGUGAAUGGCUGCAGAUGUAGCAUCAGCGUACAGGCAUGUGUAGCUUUUUUCACUUAAUACACAAUAUAAUGUUUCUUUAACCUUGUACCCCCCUAUAGCUCUACUUCUAAAGGGUCAGUUCACACAAAUCACAGAAAUAAGAAUGUACUCCCUCGGUGAUAACUAACCGUUAUGUAGCUAAGGUGGUCUUCAUCACAUUGAUGCCAAUCCAGUUUUAUUCUGGUGCUCAAAACAUUCAAAACAGAGAAGUAAAAGCAGUGCUUUACAAAUACAUUAUUACUAUCAUUAUUACAUAUGUAAGAAACAGUAUUGAAUUGAACUGUGAAAAGUUAGUUUUGUUUAUGCAGUAAGAAAAAAAAAACAUAAACUUGAUAUAAAUUUUUAGUGCUUUGAGCAGCAUGAACAACAUUUCUGACUGUUUAACUCUCCAAAUGAGUCUCAGCUGCAAUUAUCUGCAUGGUUGGGUAUCACAUGGGGUUAAUUGGUAUUUUAUUUGCGAUUUGGAUGAAUUGACCCUUUAAUUGUUGACUUAACAUUUGUUCUGGAGGCUGUCAUAGAAAUUCUCACCAAACUUGCAUGGCAUCUUCUCUGAGGUAAACUUAGUUGCACUGAGAAGUACUGUCUGUAGUUUUAUCUUUGGAAGUGGGUAUGGUAAAAAAAAAAUCAGAGUUAGUAAGUCACAUUUGGUUGUAUUUAUUUCAACAUUAGUAAAAACUUAAAUGUAGUGAAGUAACUGAAGCAUAAGACUUAGUUGUAGUUGAUCAAAUGAAGAUUUGUCAUGUAAGUAGAUUGGUCACAACUGUGAUCACUGCUCCAUUCAGCAAAAGUCUGUCUUUCAUGAAAUAUUUGAAACAAACAGCUGACAUAUUUUUAUAUCCAUGUGGUUGUUCUGGUUUUGUAGAGUAGUAUUUCAACAGUAAACAAAGUGAAAAGAUCCUGCAGGUUAACAACAAUGUGUAAAAUCAGACUUUUCUUCAUUGAUUGGUAUCUGAUUGCCUCUUUUCUUUUUCUGUAUUGCCCUCAGGUGGACAAGCUUGAAGAGGCAGAAAGCCAAAGGAAAACUGAAGAGGAGGUGACGGAGCCUCAGCCAAUGGUGUUUGGUAGGUUUGCAGUCAGAACAUCACCCUGAGGGACUGACGGCUGAUGCUCUUAAACGGGAGAAAAUUAUCUCCUGCUGUGAAAACAGCAGGAUGAAAGCUGCAGUCUGUUUUUCAGUCUGUGUCCAGCUGUCCAAUGGACCCAGCUGAAAAAGGGCAGUUUAGGUUUAAAACUCUGUCAAUAUGUUCUGAUUGGAUGAAAUAAAUGAUGUUUAAGCGUUAACUGAGAAAUGAGGCACACAGUUAGGUCUGUCUCUCUAAUGUGGUCAAAUGUGCAAUUUUGGGGGUGGAUUCAUCAAGUCAUUGAUACUGCUUUUGUGUUCCCAAGGCAAAACAAGGCAGACAGAGUUACUUAAGAUGCAGUUUUAUUCAGGUGGUGGCUUUGUCUCAAUGUUCUCCUUAAGGAUGAAAUAACAUUAACGUUGAUAUGCAUAGCUCUUUUUGCAAGCAUUUUUCAACGGUAGAGAAAUGAUGGUAACUUUACUGCUUAGUUUUCAAAAAAGGAAUGGAUACAAUGGACCUGUCUGUGUUGAUUUAUCAUGAAACCUGUGGCAACUGUGUUAUUCAUCCUCUGAUUAUUCACUAUAUAAGUACAGUUUUGGCACCAAGUUAUGACAAACUCUGAUGACGCCUUGUGCCCAAAAAAGAUGUGGUUCACAUCUUCUAAGGGUCUUUUUUUUUUACCAUUUAGAUUCUUUUAUUUUGAAAGGGCAGUCCAAGAAUUGUGGGAAGUAGAGAGAUGAGGAUAGGUUAUGGUGGUCGGACCAGCUAAAGGACUAUAGCCUCUGCACAUGGGGCUCGUGUGUAAACCACUGGGCCACAAACAUUUGAGCACUUUCUUGACACAGAUGUAGACAUUUUUUCUCACUUGUGUAACCUUUUGUUUUUUUUUGUUUUUUUUUAUUAGGCCAGCAGCUGAUGUUGACAGCCUCUGCAGCCCCAGUGGCUCCACAACCAGCGUAUCCAGGUUAUGGAUACCCAGCUGCAGCAGCAGCAGGUUACCCUGCUCAGCCUGCAGCAGCCCCCGUCGGUUACCCGACACAGCCUGUCGCUGCUGCAGGCUUCCCUGCUCAACCUGCCGCGUACGGCUUCAACAUGUAGAGACCUGAUCCUUCUUCUACCACUUUUAUCUCCUGUUACUCCUACACACACUCACACAUCUUCAACUUGAACCACACCUGAACUCUGCUGCUCUUGGUCUCAGUUUACCGACUGAUGGUGACUGGGCCUUUGCUCCCUACAAGACUCCAACUGAAUUCACCAACACUGCAAUAGAAAAACCUCCACCUCCGCUUUUUCAGACACACACUUUGGGACAGCAUCAAGGCUGUUGGACCCUCCCUCUUCUCCUCCCUUUUCCUCUUGGACGUUACAACUGCAUCACCAAUCUACACAGCAUGAAGUCGCCUCUCAGCUCCUAGAGGAAUAAAACAAACUGAAUAUAAUAUUAGUGACACCAAACCACUCUGUCCUGUUCUAGCUGUUCCAUGUAGACUUUAUUCACCAUAGAGCAGCCUCUUUUCUUUACAUUUUCUUUCCAUAGAGAUUCAGCACUGAUGAGAAGGAGACUUUGAUACUGAGGGGUCACGGGGCAUUUUUGUGCCCCUCUGACCCCUCAAGCACUGCUACGGCCUUACACACUCUGAGGAGGAGGCAAAAAAACGGGCUCAUUUGUUCAUGUUACUUUCACACCUGUCUCACAUUCUGAGUAGAGAGACAGGUACAGUGCAAUAGUUCUGUUUGUCCUCUCACUACAGGUACAAAGUGUUUGCUGUACACGGACUAAGAACACUUGUUUAUGAGGUUACGGUACUGUCUGUGUAUGUGUGUGAGUGUGUGUGUGCGUGUGCGUAGCCUCUAAAGCCUUCAAGGGAUUCGUCACCAAACAAAAAGACACUCAAUGAAAUGUCCACUCCAUUGCAGCCGCAAAACUGACGGGACUCUGAUUCAGGACUUCAGGAUGUUAGUGAAAACAAACAAAAAGGAAUACAGGAGGUCGAAUAGUAAAAAAAAAACGCUAUAUGCUGUAGUCUGUGCAUGUGCUGCCAAACUAUAAAGCUGCAACCAGGAGCACAAUUUCCAUGUUACACUCAAGUAUAUCAAGUAUUACUAAUGUUGUGUCAAAAACAAAGUGAUGUUUGAUGAAACUCUCUCACCUGACUAACAGAAAAACUCCAACAGACUUGAGGGAUGGAAAAAACAGGGGGACAUCCUGAUGGUUCAACAAAUAAAAACAUUAUUGUACUGAAACCUGUAUAAUUUAAAAUAUAUUGAAAUACCUAACUAAUCGAAGAAGUCAAAUAUGGAAUACCGUAUGUAUUGUCUAUAGUGUGUUGUUGUAGUCUAAAAAAAGCAUAAUGAUUUUUGUAAGAAAAAGAACAAAAUGCAAAAACAGCAGGUGAAUAAACAGCCAAGUCUUGAGGCAAAGCUGCUGGAAGUGCUGAUGGUUUGAGUGGGUUGUUUCCUUCCUGAGGUUUCCAGUGUAAAGACCUUGUAUAAUACUCUGUCCCAUCUCUGGAAGCUAAAGGCAAAAAAAUCCCUGAGCUACACAGGAAGCACUCGCUUUAUCUGCACAAGUCAUGAAUUCAGAAAGAGGAAUAAAGUUUACACACAGUGG
Messenger RNA from Xyrichtys novacula (pearly razorfish), 28967 nucleotides. Lineage: Eukaryota; Metazoa; Chordata; Actinopteri; Labriformes; Labridae. The record is from the annotation of a GenBank genome assembly.